Lethenteron reissneri (Far Eastern brook lamprey) is the source of this 788-nucleotide messenger RNA. RefSeq names its product paralemmin-1-like. Lineage: Eukaryota; Metazoa; Chordata; Hyperoartia; Petromyzontiformes; Petromyzontidae. The record is from RefSeq and is a predicted model, not a curated record. Gene Ontology annotation, cellular component: membrane. Gene Ontology annotation, biological process: regulation of cell shape.
AUUCAUCACCUUCCUCUCUCCAUCCCUGUGUGUGCGCGCGCUGCAUCAUACACAGCCCGUGUCUCUGCGUCUACGUGCACACACGUACAUCAAACCCUACACACACACACGCACGCGCGCGCACAUUUACACACACACGCACGUCUAUACAUUUUACUGUGUACGUAAUAUAUUUCAUACAGACGUACACACACGCACAGGCGUACACACACACACGAAGAUUCUACAGCUUACUAGGCAAUCGGCUAUCAAGGCAGUGCCGUGUUCAUCAAAUGGAGAUGGAUGUGGUGGCUCAGCUACAGAAGGAGAGGCUGCAGACCUUGACGGAGAGAAGAAGCAGACAGGAGGACAUCGAGAACAAGAAGAGGGCGCUCGAAGAUGAGAAGUUAAACCUGCAGCAUUUCAAGACGAAGGUUCUGCGUGAGCGCUGGCUCCUGGAGGGAGCGCCGGCCGGCUCGGCCGAGGAGCAGGAAGCCGUGAAGAACCAGCUGGCGGAGAACGAGCAGCGCUCCAAGCAGCUGGAGGAGACCAUCCACAGGUAUGGCGCGGCACGGCGUGAUACGGUGAAUCUGCUUCCGCCUCAAGCGCCAAACUUGUGCAGUGUCAACCUGCCGAACGCCCCCAUUGAGAAAGUCCGAAAAGGAACCCAUCCGCAUCGCAUCGCCAUGCUGCCCGUGUGCCGCUCCCAUUUCGGCUGUUGGUUCAUCUGGGGGGCAUCUCCACACAACGGGAAGGUUGUCAGCUCCUUGGCAUGGGAAAGGACCACCACGGCCACACUGCCCCUGUGA